Molecule: messenger RNA, 1248 nt
Organism: Fonsecaea monophora
Lineage: Eukaryota; Fungi; Ascomycota; Eurotiomycetes; Chaetothyriales; Herpotrichiellaceae
Exons: 2
Coding region: 1-1248 (415 amino acids)
Molecular function (GO): protein binding
Source: RefSeq, a predicted model, not a curated record
AUGGGAAAAGCAAAGAAACCAACCAAAACACCUCAACCUCUAUCCCCGAGGAUUAUAGUACAGAAUGUUGGUGGGGCCGACCAGCGCAUCCUGGUAGCAGAGUUUGAGGGGUUGGCCGUAGCAGAUGGCCCUGAUAUCAUACCAGACGACAAGGCCUGGUCGCGUUCCGUUCCCGGACAUGUUGGGCCCAUCGCAGUCGGGGACGAACCCAGCAUUAGCGGUCUCUCGGUGUGCAAAGAAGCCAGACCUGAGGAAGAGUUCCUCGAGGUCAGAUCGACUGCGGACCGCGGUCUCGCUGUCUUUGCGGCUCGCAAAAUCAAGGCCGGGACACUCGUGCUGGUCGAACGGGCCCUGAUCGCAUUGGACAAGGACGAGGAGAACGACUACGGCGCGGUGGAGCGCGCGUUCUCCCGACUCUCCCGCGCCGAGCAGAAGAUGUACCUGCGCCUGUUCGAUGCGCAGAAGUCGCGCAUGUCCCGCGUCGUCUCCAUCUACUACAGCAACUGCUACAACUGCGAGACGUUCCGGCCCGGCGGCCAGGGCGGCUCGGCGAUCGGCGCCCUCUCGAGCCGCAUCAACCACAGCUGUGUGCCCAACGUGCAGUUCUCGUUCGACGAGGCCCGCAACGAGAUGAGGUUCUACGCCAUCCGCGACAUCCCCCGCGGGAAAGAGGUGUGCAGUAACUACGACAAGGCCGUCUUUGAGGUCGCGGCCAAGCGGCAGAGGAAACAGCAAAUGUACUAUGGCUUCGUGUGCCGCUGCGAGGCGUGCGAUCCGAAAACAGAGUUUUGGGCCAAGAGCGACGAGCGCAGGCGGGACAUGUACGACGCCAUUCGAGCCGUGCAGUGGUGUGAGAAGAAGCUGGCUGUGGCGGAAAGCGGUGCAGUGGCCGUGACGGUGGUGACGAGUGAUAGAGGCCAAGCUGGAGCUGGAAACUCUAACGCUGCCGCUGUUGCCGCCGCUGACGCUGGGAGUGUGAACGUGGUGGUAGACGAGGCAUUGGCCUUUUUGACGAAACUCGAAUCGUUACUCCUAAAGGAAAGCCUCGUGGGAGUGCCCCUGGCCAACACGUAUCGCAGCAUGGCCAAGUGGGCGGACCGGAAGGGCGACAAGGCAAAGGGCACCGACGAGGCUGUCAAGUGGAAGAUCAAGGAGCUCGAGGCCUGUAUUACCGCUCUUGGGGGGGAGGGUCACAGAACCAAGGAGAUCGGGACCUGGUUGGAGAGACACCCUGUUCUUGGACGUUGA